This is a messenger RNA of Penaeus vannamei (Pacific white shrimp), 1539 nucleotides long. Lineage: Eukaryota; Metazoa; Arthropoda; Malacostraca; Decapoda; Penaeidae. The record is from RefSeq and is a predicted model, not a curated record.
AUGGCGAGGGAGCUCCUGUUGCUCUAUGGCCGUCUGGUGACGCGUUCGGCCGACGUCGUGGCGGGCAUCGGCGGCGAGGGCAUCGGCUUGGCGACGUGGGGCAAGGGAGGGCGGGCAUCUCAGCGACGUGGGGGGGAGGCUGGGCAUCUCAGCGGCGUGGCGGCAUCUCAGCGACGUGGGGCAAGGGAGGGCGGGCAUCUCAGCGACGUGGGGCAAGGGAGGGCGGGCAUCUCAGCGACGUGGGGCAAGGGAGGCUGGGCAUCUCAGCGACGUGGGACGAGGGAGGGCGGGCAUCUCAGCGACGUGGGGACGAGGGAGGCUGGGCAUCUCAGCGACGUGGGCGAGGGAGGGCGGGCAUCUCAGCGACGUGGGCAAGGAGGGCGGGGCAUCUCAGCGACGUGGGGCAAGGGAGGGCGGGCAUCUGAGCGACGUGGGGCAGGGAGGGCGGGCAUCUCAGCGACGUGGGACGAGGGAGGCGGGCAUCUCAGCGACGUGGGGCAAGGGAGGUCGGGCAUCUCAACGACGUGGGGCAAGGGAGGCUGGGCACUUAGCAGGACGAGGAGGGCGGGCAUCUCAGCGACGUGGGAAAGGGAGGGCGGGCAUCUCAGCGACGUGGGACAAGGGAGGGUCGGGCAUCUGAGCGACGUGGGACAAGGGAGGCGGGCAGCGACGUGGGACUGGGCAUCUCAGCGACGUGGGAGAGGAGGGCGGGCAUCUCAGCGACGUGGGGCGAGGGAGGCUGGGGCAUCUCAGCGACGUGGGACAAGGGAGGAGGGGGCAUCUCAGCGACGUGGGAACAAGGGAGGGCGGGCAUCUCAGCGACGUGGGGCAAGGGAGGUGGGCAUCUCAGCGACGUGGGCAAGGGAGGGUGGGCAUCUCAGCGACGUGGGACGGGGAGGGCGGGCAUCUAGCGACGUGGGCAGGCAUCUCAGCGACGUGGACAAGGGAGGGCGGGCCAUCUCAGCGACGUGGGGCAAGGGAACGUGGGACAAGGGGCGGGCAUCUCAGCGACGUGCGGGCAGGGAGGGCGGCAUCUCAGCGACGUGGCGAGGGAGGGGGGGCAUCUCAGCACGUGACGAGGGAGGGCGGGCAUCUCACGACGUGGGCAUCUCGACGUGGACAAGGAGGGCGGGCAUCUCAGCGACGGGCAAGGGAGGUGGCAUCUCAGCGACGUGCGACGUGGCGAGGGAGGCUGGGCUUCCGACGUGGGAGGAGGGCGGCAUUCAGCGACGUGGGACAAGGGAGGUGCGGCAUCUCGCGACGUGGGCGAGGAGGCGGCAUUCUCACGACGUUGGGGAGGGAGGCUGCACUCAGCGACGGGGGCGAGGGAUGGCCGGGCAUCAUAAUGAGGUGGCCCCGAUGGACGCUGGCUCAUCUUCUCGGCAGGAGCCGCGAGGGCACGGGCCGCCUAAAGGCACUCUCCUGGCUGCUAAAUCCUUCUUCAAGUGGGGUGCGAUGCGCAGGCGUGACGUCACGGGGUUCUUGGCGGUGAUUGGUUCCUUUCACAGGCGGCCAUUAAGAUUGGAGGUCAAUGGAUGA